Molecule: messenger RNA, 1782 nt
Organism: Capronia coronata CBS 617.96
Lineage: Eukaryota; Fungi; Ascomycota; Eurotiomycetes; Chaetothyriales; Herpotrichiellaceae
Product: retrograde regulation protein 2
Exons: 2
Coding region: 1-1782 (593 amino acids)
Biological process (GO): regulation of transcription by RNA polymerase II
Source: RefSeq, a predicted model, not a curated record
AUGAAACACCAGCACCCUACGAAGAAUGACCAUCUGGUUGGGGUCGUGGAUAUGGGAAGCAAUGGUAUCCGAUUCUCCAUAUCCGAUCUCUCUCCUCCCACGACGCGAAUUCUGCCCACGGUAUACUUCGAUCGAGCGGGCAUCUCACUGUACGAGGCUCAAUAUGACCCGGAGACAGGGAAGAAAAUCCCCAUCCCGCGACAUGUCAUCCGAGCCGUAACCGAGGAGUUCCGACACUUCGCCCUGGUCUGUAAGGAGUUUGGGGUUCGAAAGCAUCGGAUCCGAGUCAUUGCCACCGAAGCGACGCGGACCAUGAUCAACUCGAAGGAGCUCAGGGACCAUAUCAAGGCCAAGACAGGUCUGGUGGUCCAGAUGCUGUCCAAGGAGGACGAAGGUAAUGUCGGCGCCAUGGGCAUUGUCAGCAGCUUUUCCGAGGUUCGUGGACUGGUCAUGGAUCUCGGAGGAGGCAGUGCUCAAAUCACCUGGAUCAUCUCGACCGACGGCGUCGUGCGGACCAGUCCCAAAGUCGCAAUCUCGUUCCCUUACGGUGCGGCGGCCAUCACGAAACGACUGGAGGAGUGUGCAAAUUCCAAUGAACCGGAAAAGGCAAAGGAGGAGUUCCGCAUCGAGAUCGUAGAGAACUUCCGUCAAGCUUUCAAGGACCUGGAGAUCCCUCAGGAGCUCAAGGACCAGGCGGAAAAGGACGGCGGCUGGCAUCUCUAUCUUUCAGGCGGAGGGUUUCGGGGCUGGGGAUAUUUGCUACUGAAUCAAUCCCAAAAGCACGGCCUUCACUAUCCCAUCUCCAUCAUCAACGGGUUCAAGGUAUACAAGGACGAGCUCACGAACACGGAAAAGCUGAAAGAGGUGGCCCGCAAGGCCGAGAAGAUCUUCCGUGUCUCUGAUCGCCGGAGGUAUCAAGUCCCCGCCGUUGCAUUUCUGAUCAACGUUCUCGCCAACACAUUGCCCAUUGGCAUCUCUGUCGCUCGGUUCUGCCAGGGCGGCGUACGAGAGGGCCUUCUAUUCCGCGAUUUGCCGCCGUCGAUUCGAGCACUGGACCCGAUAGCCGUAGCUUCAGCCCCAUAUGCACCUCCUUCCGCGGCACACUUUAAGACGCUGCUCCUGAAAGGCUUGCCUGCUGCAUCUCCAUCCAUGGGCAAAGCUGUGCCGGAAACGAUCACCCAACACAUCAUUGAGAGUCUGGCAAACUUGUCCUUUCACCAUGCUUCUUUGAGCAAGGAGACGGCAUCGGUAGCCGCAUUGUACUGCACAACUACCGGAAUUCUGGCUUCGGCUCAUGGUCUGUCGCAUACCUCUCGCGCUCGUAUCGCCCUGAUGCUCGAGAACCGGUAUGAUGGCGAACUGCCUCCGCGAGAGGAACUGUUCAAGUCCCGACUGUCCGAUCUGCUCACCCCUGAGGAGAUCUGGUGGGGCAACUAUGCCGGAGUUCUGAUGUGGCUGAUCGGCCAGUUCUAUCCGACGGGCAGGGUCGGCGCAGAACCCAAAAUGUGGCUGUCGGCGCGGUUCGCCAACAAUCUCGGGAAAAGCGGCCAGAAACAAGGCGUCGAGCUUACCAUCUCCGUGCCUCGCUCCGGAGACGGGGAAAGACAUGCUACACCGGCGGAUUCGUCGGAAGACGACGAAGGCUCUCUGAUUGGCAGGCGACGCAUGCAAAAGUACGCGAAGCGCGUGGCCAAGGUGGGCAAGAAAAAGCAUUGGGUCGGGGGGAAGGAUGGAUGGGGCAUGAAAGUUCAGGUGUUGGUUGCCGAACACUUGAGCCCCUGA